AUGCAAGCUUUUUCGUCCUCCAACACUGCGAACCCAACUCUCGAGUCCGUGGUGGACAACAAGAACGGUUCUGACAGUGUCGGAGGACACGACGACGAUUGGGAAGACUUUGUGAACGAACGCAAGUUGAUCCUGGAAGAAGCCAAGCAGCUCCAGAAGCUCGCUGACUUCUUCGCCCACCCCGAGAAGACUGUGGCGGUCGAUGGAUUUGCCAAGGGCCGAAACUACUUUACCCGAGUUGCGGCGCCAGAAGUCUUGGACGAAGACACACAGGAAGAGUGUGACGACAUUCUCAAGGAUGUCCUCGCUUUGAAGAAGAACGCCAACUUCUUUUACCACCCAGAAGCAAAGUUGGAGAUUGAUUCCACGGCGUGUGCUCGCAACUACUUUAGCCAGCCAUGGGCCACCGAGCAGGAAUCCUUUGGUCAAGCCGAGCAGCGUGUCCAAGCCAUUCAGCUAGCUCAGCACAUGGCCAAGACUGCUUCUGACUACCAGCACCCGGAAGCUCCCGUUGGAUGGAAAGAUGCUGCCGUCUUUGGACGCAACUACUUCCAGCGUCCUUCGGCAGAGGACACACAGGACGAACAGGAAUGUGAGCUCAUCUUGCAAGAGAUGAAACAACUCAAGCAGUUGGCUGUCACCUUUCAGCAUCCUGAGGCUCCUCUCCAAGUGGAUCCGACCGCCUUUGGUCGAAACUACUUCAGCAGGGCUUCGGCACCUGAACAGGAGACGGACGAGUACACGGAUGACCGUGAGAUCAUUUUGGAAGAGAUGAAGGAACUCAAGGAAGCUGCUGUGCUCUACCGCCAUCCCGAGAAGCCUUUGGAAGUCGAUCCCACUGCGUCUGCCAGGAACUACUUCACCAGGGCUUCGGCGCUUGAACAGGAGACGGACGAGUACACUGAUGACCGUGACAUUAUCCUAGAAGAGAUGAGGGAACUCAAGGAAGCCGCUAUGCUGUACCGUCAUCCUGAGAAGCCAUUGGAGGUGGAUCCCACUGCUUGUGCCAGGAACUACUUUGACCGUGCGUCGGCAGAAGAACAAGACGAUGAGGCUGCCGAGAGGGCUGCCGUUCUUCGAGACAUGAAGGCUCUCAAGUCCUUGGCUGUCACCUACAGGCACCCAGAGCUCCCUGUCCAAGUCGAUGCCACGGCGUGUGCUCGCAACUACUUUACUCGAGCCUCCGCGCCGGAACAAGAGGAUGAGGAGAUUGACGAAGAGAAGCAGGCGAUCUUGCAAGACAUGGCACUCAUGAAGAAGCAGGCAGGUGUGUACAUGCAUCCAGAGAAACCAUUGGAGGUCGACCCCACUUGCUUUGGAAGGAACUACUUUGGGAGAGCCUCGGCUGUGGACCAGGAGUCAUUCGCUUCGGCAGAACACAGGGCUCUGGCCAUUGAAGAAGCAGCUGCGCUCAAGGAACAAGCCGUCCUUUACAGGCACCCAGAGGUACCCCUCGAGACCGAUGCCACUGGCUUUGGUCGCAACUACUUUGCUCGUCCUUCUGCUGACGACUCGGACUCGGAGGAUGAAGAAGAGCGUGACCUUGUGCUACAGGAGCUGGCUCAGCUCAAGAAGCUUGCCGUCGACUACUUGCAUCCAGAGCGAGCUGUCGUCUGCCAAGACCCUUGUGCCUUUGGAAGGAACUACUUUGGACGCGCGUCUGCUCCAGACCAAGAAGACGAAGACAUGGACGAGGAGCGCGAUGCUAUCCUUGAAGAGCUUGCCGAACUCAAGCGCUCUGCUGUGGACUUUAUGCAUCCUGAACGUCCUCUCUCGGUCGAUCCUACUUGCUUUGGAAGGAACUACUUUGAACGUGCCUCGGCUGUUGAACAAGAGGACGAUGACUUGGCUGACGAGCGUGAGAUCAUUCGUGAAGAGAUGGCGGAACUCAAGCGAAGUGCAGUGGACUACAUGCAUCCGGAGCGUCCUUUGCCUGCGGUCGAUGCUACUGCUUUUGGUCGCAACUACUUUGCAAGGCCUUCUUCGGAGGCUGUUGAAGACAUGGAAGAAGUUCAGGAGCGAGCCCGCGUCUUGGCUGAUGCCGCUGCCCUCAAGAAGCUGGCUGUUGACUACGCCCAUCCAGAGUUGCCGGUCACUGCCACUGAUGCCACCGUGUUCGGUCGCAACUACUUCUCGCGCCCAGGAGCACCCGAAGGCGAAUCCUUGGAAGAAGCUGAAGAACGUGCCCGUGUCAUGGCUGAUGCCGCUGCUCUCAAGAAGUCUGCAUCUGACUUUGCUCAUCCGGAAAAGCCAGUGGAGGCAGACGCUACUGCGUGUGCCAGAAGCUACUUCUCUCGCGCUUCUGCUCCUCAGCAGGAGUCUGUAGAGGAGGCCGAGGAACGAGCUGUGAUCUUGGCAGAAGCGAUGGCUCUCAAGAAGCUUGCAAGCGACUAUCUCCAUCCAGAGGCACCUGUCACCACCGCGGAUCCUGCGGCUUGUGGACGCAACUACUUCUCUCGGGCCUCGGCUCUUGGCGUGUCCGAGCAUAUCUACUCGGAAGGCUUUGAGAAUCCUACGGAACGUGCUGUUAAACAAGAUGAGUAUGGCCACUUUGAGAUGGACGAAGAGAUCUUCUAUGAUAUGCGUCAGUCCAUCGUGUUGCCUAUGGCCAGCGAGAUGAAUCCUACGGCUCCGAAGAUUCAGAGCAGCAAGAUGAGCAGCGAGGAAGAAGGCCAGCUUUCUCGCUCGCCCUCCUCUGUCAUGCUCUUUAUGGGCUCGUUGGAAGACGACCACCCACCCCUGCCCUCCAUGGGCUAG
Messenger RNA from Seminavis robusta, 2757 nucleotides. The record is from the annotation of a GenBank genome assembly. Lineage: Eukaryota; Bacillariophyta; Bacillariophyceae; Naviculales; Naviculaceae.